Aspergillus tanneri is the source of this 360-nucleotide messenger RNA. RefSeq names its product Apc13 domain protein. Gene Ontology annotation, cellular component: anaphase-promoting complex. The record is from RefSeq and is a predicted model, not a curated record. Lineage: Eukaryota; Fungi; Ascomycota; Eurotiomycetes; Eurotiales; Aspergillaceae. The coding region runs from base 1 to 360 and encodes 119 amino acids. Gene Ontology annotation, biological process: positive regulation of mitotic metaphase/anaphase transition. The transcript has 2 exons.
AUGCACCACCCCCGACUCGCCGACUUCUACGAAGACUUCACCCGCCCACACACGUCCCCACAACUGAUCAACUCCUCGAACACAAACACAAACACGCACACCCACGCAGCCACAACAUCUACAACAACCGCCAACGGCACAGUCACGUACGGAUCCUCAUCACCUACGUUGGUACCCUCGUUCCUUCCCAUCGAAGACAUCUACGUCGCGCCGCAGUAUCAGCCGCCGAACCCGGAGGACGAGGACGAUGUGGUUCCGGACCAGCACGCGGCGUUUGGGAUUGCAAGAGCGAUGGAGAGGAGGAGGGAGGCUGUGUGGAGGGAUCUGGGGCUCGAGGGGUUGGUUUGGUCAGCGGAUUGA